This is a messenger RNA of Fomitopsis serialis, 1409 nucleotides long. Its product is annotated as pyridoxal phosphate-dependent transferase. Gene Ontology annotation, biological process: ceramide biosynthetic process; sphingosine biosynthetic process. Lineage: Eukaryota; Fungi; Basidiomycota; Agaricomycetes; Polyporales; Fomitopsidaceae. The annotation marks the transcript as partial. Gene Ontology annotation, cellular component: serine palmitoyltransferase complex. The transcript is spliced from 4 exons. Gene Ontology annotation, molecular function: serine C-palmitoyltransferase activity; pyridoxal phosphate binding. The record is from RefSeq and is a predicted model, not a curated record.
AUGGCCUUGCAGAGUUCGUCGCCGCAGCCGUCGAUUUUCAGGAAGAAGUCGACCCCCGCCAUGUCCACUGCCGCCUCCUACCUCUCCGCUGUCUCCGAGGCCGACGCCCGCGCCCGCGCCCACGGGGGCUCGCCCAACUCGACCCCCGCCCUCUCCCUGUCGAGCUCCGUCACGACGAGCAGCUCCGACACGGUUCUGGAAGAUCCCGGCGCCGAAUUCGAAGAUGCGCUGUCGUACCCGCGCAACCCGCCCACCAGCGAGCAGGUCUUCACGACGGUGCACUCCGAGUUUGGCCACUGCGCCAACGAGAGCUAUCGCUAUACCAGUCAGCACAAGACCGGCACGCCCUACCGCAGCUACCCCGAGCAGGACCCGCCCUACUAUAUCCUCCUCACUACAUACCUCAGCUACCUCAUGGUUAUCUGCCUCGGGCACCUGCGCGACUUCGUUGGCAAGCGCUUCAGGAGGUCUGCGUACAGGCAUCUCCUAGCACACGAUGGUUACGCAGCGCUCAACUCCGACUUCGACUCCUUUUAUACCCGGCGGCUCAAGACCCGCAUUGACGACUGCUUCUCGCACCCUGUCACCGGUGUUCCCGGGCGGACGAUCAUGCUGCUCGACCGCUACUCACCAGACUACAAUGUCACCAUGUUCCCGAGCGGCACACGCACGCGCGGGCUGAACAUCUCCUCUUACAACUAUCUCGGUUUCGCUCAGGCCCGCGGUGGGUGCGCCGACGCGGUGGAGGCGUGCAUCAACCGGUACGGUGUUUCACCGUGCGGGACGCGUCUCGAGGGUGGAGGACUCGAUGAUAUGCAGCAUGGGCUUCGCGACGAACUCGACGGUCAUCCCCGCCUCGUCGGCAAAGGCAGCCUUGUCAUCUCGGACGAGUUCAACCACGCAUCGAUCCGGUGGGGCGUGCGUGUGAGCGGCGCGAACGUGCGGACGUUCAAGCAUAAUAACAUGAAGUCGCUCGAGAACCUGCUGCGGGAGGUGAUCAGCCAGGGUCAGCCGAAGACGCACCGACCGUGGAAGAAGAUCCUCGUUAUCGUGGAGGGGCUAUUCUCGAUGGAGGGCACGCUUGCGAACCUUCCGGUGAUCAUGGAGCUCAAGAAGAAGUACAAGUUCUAUCUCUUCGUAGACGAGGCACACUCCAUCGGCGCUCUCGGCCCGCACGGUCGCGGUGUUGCGGACUACUUCGGUAUCAACCCGCGGAACAUCGACAUCCUCAUGGGCACGUUCACGAAGUCGUUCGGUGCGGCUGGAGGAUACAUCGCUGGCUCGAAGGCGCUCGUUGACAGGCUGCGUCUCCGCGCGCACACGGGGACGUACACGGAGGCGAUGACCCCGCCGGUGCUCAUGCAAGUUAUCGCGUCUAUGGCCAGCAUCAUGGGUAUCUCGCCCACCCC